AUGUCAAGUACGGCCGCAAAAUACAUUGAAGCUUUCAAAGCUGCGGAUAAAGAUGGCAGCGGAACCUUAACCCGUGACGAACUAGCCACAGUUCUCAGGGAAAAUGGAAUGACGCCAGCCAAAGCCGACGUAAGUUAA
Dibothriocephalus latus is the source of this 138-nucleotide messenger RNA. The record is from the annotation of a GenBank genome assembly. Lineage: Eukaryota; Metazoa; Platyhelminthes; Cestoda; Diphyllobothriidea; Diphyllobothriidae.